This is a messenger RNA of Brenthis ino (lesser marbled fritillary), 5097 nucleotides long. The record is from the annotation of a GenBank genome assembly. NCBI's taxonomy places the organism in Eukaryota, Metazoa, Arthropoda, Insecta, Lepidoptera, Nymphalidae.
AUGCUUAAGUGGACGGUGUAUGGCAAAAAGAACCAACACGUUCCCAUAAUUGGUGACGAUAAUAUAAACAAUGUAGAUCCAUAUAGUGAUCGACCGUAUAAUGAUAUAGCAAGAAGAUCUCUAGAUGCGCAAACCGUAAAAAAAAGCAAGAAACCUAGCAGAUAUCAACGCAGAUCACUAGGAGCGGCUGCACGUAAAAAUACUUGUCAAAAUGCUGAUAAGGAAAAUUUUAAUUUUAUAGGUAAUACACCUAAUCAUUUUAGGGAAGGGUUUAUCAAAAAAACAGACAGUAAUGCUUUAAAGGACGUAAGUAAUAUUACACCGACAUCUUUAACUCCUAACUAUGAUAAAAUAAAUUUUUAUAGAAACUCAAAAGACAAUAUUCUCAAAGAUUUAUCAACUACUCCUCCUACGUACAGUAGAAGAGUGAGAGAGGCAAAAAAGAGAAAACUGGAGAUGACAAAUUUUAACAGUAAUGAAAUUUUCACGAGAAAUAGCUGUAUUUAUAAAUCAGAGAGGCGAAUAAAACAAGAUCGAAGUUUAAUUAAUUCUUCAAGACUAAGUCAUAGUGUGUCAGAACCAUCUCUAAAUGAUUUAUCCGAGAGAUUAAGUAAAUCUGCAGAGAAUACAAAAAAAUCUUUUAGAAUUGCGAAACAACAUAUACAAAAUAAGAAACCAAUUAGUACAACUACUGCAACAAGUGAAGAUCUAGUAGAAAUUGAGUACGAUAGAGAUUUAGUUAUUAAUUGUGUCGAAAAACCAUUAACUGUAGAUAAAAGCAAAUUAGAAAAAUCCACUCUACCUAUAUUUGGGCACCGUGUAUUUACAGAUAAUCCUCUAUAUUUUAGUAAAUGCGAAGAUGGGCCGCCUAAUAUAAGACCCUUAAAACGUACAAGAAAAAAAUCUAGUGAUUUUGAAAGUUGUUUCAAAUCACCUUCUGUUGAUAGAAGAGAUUUGCAUACGUUAGUUAGAGAUGGCUGCUCUCCGUUAUCGAUAACACCAUUAUCAGUUAAAUUAGCUGCUCUGAGAUUUAGUACUAUGAGUACUCAUACAAAAUCGCAAAGAGUGCAACCGUGUGAUGACGAUGUUAUAGAAUAUUUUCCAAAAAUAGAAAAUCCCACCACGUUAACUAUUCCACUCAGAGACGAAGAAUGCUCGGCUGAAAUGGAAAACAAAUGUAUUCUUGGUAAAGAAUCUCUUAAUAGUGUUUCGGAAUCCACGGUAUCUACAACUGAAAUGGGCGAUAUAACAUUAGAAAAAAUGAUUGAAGAUAUAAUUAAAAGCACAAAAAUUGUUAAAUCAAAAAGAAGAAUAUUCAAUAAAAAUACAGAACCUGAUAACGAUAUAGAAGAGGAAAUUCCCACAGUGGAAUCAGUUAAGGAUCUGUUUGUCAAACCACAAACAAAAACAAAUAUCAUAAAAGAAGCUCGAUACGUCAAUUUGUCCAGAGAGAAUUCAAUUUCACCAAAAGCCACACCAACGAAAAAAAGGUUGCCAGUCCAUAGGGCUAAUGACAAAUUAUUGAAAAACGUUCCAAUCGGUGGUUUCAUUUUGGACGACGGUGACGGCUACAAUGAAAGAGAAGUAAGAACACCAGAUAACUAUGUAAAUAAAAAAUAUGAAGAUACUAGCCUGGACGAUAAUUCGCCGCUGGUAAGGUCACAGUCAGUGAAAUCUUCAAAUAAAGACAAAAAUAUUUUAAAGCACACCACAUCUGAAUCGACACCUGACUUGCACGCCGCAACAAAUAUGUGCAGAAAUAAUAGACUGAGAAGACAAAGGUGCAUUCGUAGAAAAAAAUCGACCGUUAGCAACGAAAGUCUAUUCAAACCUAAGCAAGUGGAAUCAAAAUCAUCUUUAGUUCUUACUUUAGAAAUGGGUUUACCAAGCCCUACAUGUGAACUACAAAAUACGUCAUUAUGUGAGCCUCUUUCUACGUCGUAUCAUGAGGUUUUACCUGAAUGCGAAUUAAUUAACCAUUCACUAAGAUCAAAUGUAUCUCAUAGCAGUCUAAAAACGCAUGGAGCAAUCCAAAAUGUACGAUCUAGAGAACUGUUUGGACUAACAUUAGAAACUGGAAUUCCUAGUCCGAUCACUCCAUUACCGAAUCUUAAAAGAACAAGUAAUGUGUUAAGUGAAGAGAGAGCUCAUAAAACAAGCAAGUUAGAAGAGGAUUUACUACCAAAUGAUAUCAUGACACCUGUUCUAGAACAUAAAACAUCUAGACGUUGUCUCACAUAUUCUCCGGAAGAAUGCAGUAUAACUAGCAGCGAAGAAAAGCGGAGAAGUGUUGCCAGCAAUCGCUUAGAACGAAGUGCUGAUCGGUUUCAAGCUUUAAAAGCUACAAUCGAUCUACAAAUAAUAACAAGAAAUGACGUUAUUGACGUGCACGUAAUUCGAUGUCGAGACCUUCAACGUUCAUCUGGAAAAGUAGAUGACAUCAAUGCUUAUGCGAAGGUUGUAAUAAGUGGUGUGACAGAAGACCACAGCUUGCCAUCUCAACGGUCAAUAUUCCAAAGAACUUCAGUGCUCUACGGGAAGAGGGAGCCUGAGUUUCAACGGCAUCUGAAACUACCAUUGCCUACAGCUGUCUAUGAACACCAGAUGCUUCACGUCUCCGUAUGGCAUAGGGAUAAGAAGUACAGGAGAACUUGGCGGAGCGAGUUUCUAGGAUGUGUCUCGUUCCCAUUGAAAGAUGCAGUUAAAAACGACAUCUCCGGCACGUACUUUCUGCAGGGGCGCCAGGGCGCGGCACAGGACCGCGUGACCGAACGACGCAAGAUGGCCACCGAUAACACAGAGACCAGCACUAAUGAUGGCACGAAGGAAAACGUUGAUAAAGGCGUAGCUUCCAACGGCCCAUCAACAAACCAAGCGCAAGUCGCGGCCGCGUUACAACGAGAGGCUGACGAGCAUCUGUUUCUUAGAUACUUGGAACUUGAUCCACCAGAAGAUCCAAAUGCUCCACGACGAGCGCAACGGCAAGGACGGACACCUUUCACAAGUACUAGAAAAUUAAUACGAGCUUCAAGCGGAGGCUACGGUUUCACAGUGGUAUGGACACGUCCACCGCGGGUGGAGAGGGUUGCGGCGGGAGGGGCGGCGGAGAGGGCGGGACUGCGUGCGGGGGACUAUAUAGUGUUUGUUGGCAAUAAGAAUGUUGUUACCGCUAAUGAGGAGGAAGUUCGGAGUCUUGUUAAAUCAGCAGGGACGACACUUAACAUGGAAACCUUCAGACGUGUCCCCCAAAACGGAGUAGGGGUCCGUCGUCUCCAAACGGCUCCUGUACCAGAAUCCACUCCCCCCGCUCCCAGGUCUCCCAGAGCUGGUACCCUUGCCUCUCCCGCAGUUCCAAGACCUCCUACUGCUUGCUCCUCAACCAGCCAAUCUUUGGACCGCCGCAAACUACACUUACCUCAGGUCACGUUUUCUAAAGAGACGACAAGCCUAUCAACAGAUGGGCGGAAACGCGCCCUCCUAGCCGUAGUAUCUCGUGAACAACAUUACGCUACAUGUCUACAAUUCGGCCUAGUACGAUUUGUAUCACCACUCGCAGAGAGAGCAGAUCUGAUAGCGCCAAGCGAUCAUCAAUUGUUGUUCCAGAAUAUUGAGGAGAUCUUUAGACUGUCGGAAGAUAUCUUGGACCAAGUAGUUCAAGACGAUACUGAAAUACAGACUUCAACUGUGGUUGCAGUUUACUUACAAAAGACUCCAGCUUUCCUUAGUCUCUAUAAAAAAUAUUGUUUAGGAUUGAAAAGGGCAGAUUGUGUACUGGUAAAAAAAUCAAAAGACCCAAGUGGAGCAUUUUCAAGAUUUUGCACAAGUCCCCCCAUACCCAGAAGAAGGCCAGACAUCACGUCCCUAGUCCACAAACCGUUGGAACAGUUCAGAGAGCUUCUUAGGUUAAUGAGAGCGGCCGCUGCAUGUAACGGCGCUGGACCGUACGAUCAACUGGAGAAAAAGCAGUUGCAAGUCAUUGCGGAACAGCUACAAAGUGGUUACCAAGAUGUGACAGCUGGUUCAGGCUUAAUGGGUCUCGCUGGUGACGGAAAACCAUUACUUUCCGUGGCCGAUCUUGAGAGUCGCCUUGUGUUCACUAGAUGUAAGCCAUUUGUCUUAAGCACAGCGGGAAGGCAAUGGAUAUUUGGCGGGGAGCUAUCUCGUGUAGAGGGCAGGACGAUCCGGCCAUAUUGGGCGCUAUUGUUCAGUGACCUGCUCCUCUUCGCCACCGUGUCGCGGGAUCGAGUGUUAUUCGUGACGGAGGAACCAGUAGCGUUGGGGACGGUAUCAGAAGCUCAGUUUAAUAUUAGGAAAAAAGUGACUGAAUUCCGCCUAAUAUUGGGUAGAGCGGGUGGUGAGAGCCCACUAGUGUCGUGUUCCCCGCGCACUCCCGCGCGCGCGCGACCCAUCGUUCUGCGAGCACCUUCUAUCGAUUUGAAAGCGGUUUGGCAGAGCUUGUUGCAAAGGCAAAUAUACCGCGCCCACACGAUGUCUGGAACACCACUCGGAUCGCCGCUGGACUCUCCAGAUCCUCAACUGACCUUCAGUCUAGCGACUCUCGACUCCCAACAACGUCAGGUAUCAGGAUCCAGCUUACAGCGACACUCGAGCCUAGCACUCUUACCCGCCAGCUCUUACCGGUCACACUUAAACAUGCUCGUAGAAGAACGUCCAGAAAAAGAAGUUAGGGUCAGCUUCGAUGUUAGAUCCAAUUCUACGUCACCUCAACCAAAACCAGUUAGAGGUCCCCUUAGCACAGUUUGGAAAACUGCCCCUACACCAGAAACUCCUUCCGCCAAUCUAUCUCCCGCAGAUUCUCAAACCUUUUCAUCUCACUUCGUAUCCUCCUCAAGUAUUGAGAGGAACGAACAACCAGCGUCACCCAGUGCUAAACUCACCUCAGAUGGUGGGGAGAAUUAUUCUGAAAUAUCUCCCUGCAGAUGGGAAUCUUUUGAAGCUGAUCUCGCUUUAGCUGAUUUAGAUGUCGACCCAUCGUAUAAACACGCUGUUGAAGAACGCAUUUUCCUACCCGACGAUCCACUUUUACCCCGCGUCCCCUUACCAGAAAGACCGACUCCACCAGCGUAUUUAGAACUU